CCCCCGCCCAGGGCUCGGCCUGGCGCCAGUUGCGCCCGCGGCGCGUGUGCGGUGGUGCGGGGCGCCCGCGGGGCCGCGCGCUCCGGGAGGGCCUGGGUGACUCAGCCGCUGAGUCGUCGCAAACGCCGCCCAGAGGAAAUUAGGCACCGGGGUGGGGCCCGCGCCGCGGUGUCCCUGCGCUCACCCCAGCUCGGGUCGCCCGCCGGCGCGCCCAGGUCUGCGCCCGCUGCAGUGGCUUCGGCGCGGGCCUCCGGCGGGGAGAGAGUUAACUGGCGCGGCCGGGAGGAGCCCGAAGGGGAAGGAAGGAAAUUGCCGUCGUGCUCAAAGUUUUCUCCUUCCUUUCCUCCUUCCCUGCAGAGGGGAGUCCCGGGAGGCGGCGGCGCUGACUCUCCGGACCCCGGCUCCGCGCCUCUGUUCCCGGAGCUGCCGCCGCCUGCCUAGGGACAGGGACACAGCUGUCGCGCUCGGACCGCCUCCGUGGACCCCUUCUGAGAGGGCGCGCCCAGCCAUGGAGGGCGCGGAGCUGGCCGGCAAGAUCCUUUCCACCUGGCUGACGCUGGUGCUCGGCCUCAUCCUCCUGCCUUCGGCCUUCGGGGUGUCUCUGGGCAUCUCCGAGAUCUACAUGAAAAUCUUGGUGAAAACUUUAGAGUGGGCCACAAUCCGAAUUGAAAAAGGAGUCCCAAAGGAGUCGGGUCUUAAAAGCUCAGCUUCUGUCGGUAUUAUCCAAAGAGAUGAAUCACCCAUGGAAAAAGGGCUCUCUGGUCUGCGAGGAAGGGACUUUGAGCUGUCUGACGCGUUUUAUUUCUCCAAGAAGGGCUUGGAAGCCAUUGUGGAAGAUGAAGUGACCCAGAGGUUCUCCUCAGAGGAGCUGGUGUCAUGGAAUCUCCUCACAAGGACCAACAUGAAUUUCCAGUACAUCAGUCUGCGGCUCACCACGGUGUGGGUGCUGGGCGUCCUAGUGCGCUACUGUGUCCUGCUACCCCUGAGGGUUACCUUGGCUUUCAUUGGGAUCAGCUUGUUGGUUAUAGGAACCACACUGGUUGGGCAGCUGCCAGACAGCAGCCUCAAAAACUGGCUGAGUGAACUGGUCCACCUGACCUGCUGCCGCAUCUGUGUACGAGCGCUCUCCGGCUCCAUUCGUUACCACAACAAGCAGUACAGACCCCAGAAGGGGGGCAUUUGUGUUGCCAACCACACUUCCCCAAUAGAUGUCUUGAUCUUGACCACGGAUGGAUGCUAUGCCAUGGUCGGUCAGGUCCAUGGUGGAUUGAUGGGAAUUAUUCAGAGAGCUAUGGUCAAGGCUUGUCCACACGUCUGGUUUGAACGCUCAGAAAUAAAGGAUCGACACUUGGUCACUAAGAGACUGAAAGAACACAUUGCUGAUAAGAAAAAACUACCCAUAUUAAUCUUUCCUGAAGGGACUUGCAUCAACAACACUUCAGUCAUGAUGUUUAAAAAGGGAAGCUUUGAAAUUGGAGGAACCAUACAUCCAGUUGCAAUUAAGUAUAAUCCUCAGUUUGGGGAUGCAUUUUGGAACAGUAGUAAGUACAACAUGGUGAGCUACCUGCUUCGAAUGAUGACCAGCUGGGCCAUCGUCUGUGACGUGUGGUACAUGCCCCCCAUGACCAGAGAGGAAGGAGAAGACGCCGUCCAGUUUGCUAACAGGGUUAAGUCCGCCAUUGCUGUGCAAGGAGGGUUGACUGAGCUUCCCUGGGAUGGAGGGCUGAAGAGAGCAAAGGUGAAGGACACCUUCAAGGAGGAGCAGCAGAAGAAUUACAGCAAGAUGCUUGUGGGCAACGGGUCUCUCUGAAUCGGACUCAGUGCUACCCUGGUUGUCAAGUUUGGCUUCCCAGAACCAGCCCCUAGAAAUGGAAUGUUUUGGGUUUUUUUGGCG
Messenger RNA from Lontra canadensis (Northern American river otter), 1894 nucleotides. It is a transcript of the gene GPAT3, whose product is annotated as glycerol-3-phosphate acyltransferase 3. Gene Ontology annotation, molecular function: glycerol-3-phosphate O-acyltransferase activity. Gene Ontology annotation, cellular component: endoplasmic reticulum. Gene Ontology annotation, biological process: triglyceride biosynthetic process. The record is from RefSeq and is a predicted model, not a curated record. The transcript has 12 exons. Lineage: Eukaryota; Metazoa; Chordata; Mammalia; Carnivora; Mustelidae. The coding region runs from base 509 to 1810 and encodes 433 amino acids.